UUAUACACGGGACGCAAACCGAGUCCCCAGGUUAUUCUUACCACAUUGAUCUCUCUUCGCCGGCGGCGUCACCGCCGUCGUCUCCUCUGCGUCCCCGCCGCUGUCCCGAUCCUAUGUUUACGAUCUAUGUGCGGGUCUCGGGCUUCCAUGGAGGCAUUGGAACCCGGAUCCAGGCGUAGAUCGCGAGCCUCCGCCACCGCCUCCUCCAGUGCCCCACCCUCUUCCUCCUAUGGCGCCACUUCCUCUAAUGGGACUCCUACGGAUCCUGGAAGCCGACCGAGAUUCCGUCGGCCCCCUACCUCAGGCACCUCCUCCUCCUCCAACACUUUUACAUCCUCCUCUUCCUCCGCCCUCAGCCUCGCUUCCGUCCGCUCGUCCCUGCCGGAGCCCCCCGCCCUCUACCCCUUCUCGGAGCUCUGCGCCGCCACAAAUAACUUCCUCGCCAAGCGCCUCCCUGGUGCCUCUUCCUCCACCUGGCGCUGCAGCCUCCGCGGCCGGGACGUUGUCGUCGUCCAGAAAUCCCUCCGCCGCCAACGCGAGGACAUCGCCGUCCGCCUCGCCGCCCUGGGUAGAUCCCACCACAGCAGCCUCGCUCGCCUUCUCGGCGCAUCCUCCGCGGACGACUACGUCUAUCUCGUCUACGAGUACGUCUCCGGCGCUAGGCUCGCCGACUGCCUUCGCAACUCGCGGAACCCUGGCUUCACCCCGCUCGCCUCCUGGAUCUCACGCGUCCAGGUCGCGGACGACGUCGCCCAAGGUCUCGAGUACAUCCACCACCACUCCUCCGCGGCCGCCGGAGUCCACAAUCGAAUUACUAGCUCCGCCAUCAUCGUCACCGAACCCGGUUUCCGAGCCAAGAUCUGUCAUUUCGGCGCCGCAGAUCUCGCGGGAGAGGUCUCCGAACAAGUUGCGGAAAAAGUGAGCGAAAUUACCCCAAUUCCCUCGCCGACAUCGACGAGGAAAGGACCGGGCGAGCGGCAGAGGCACAUCGAAGGCACACGGGGGUACAUCGCGCCGGAGGUGAUCUCCGGCGCGCCCAUCUCCCCUAGGUCCGACGUGUUCGCCUUUGGAGUAGUGCUCCUGGAGCUGCUUUCCGGCGACGAGCCGCUCAAGUACCGGUACGACAAGCAGCAGAAGGAGUUCGACGUGGUCUCCCUCAUCGAUACGGCGCGGAAGGCGAUGGGCACAGAGAAUAAAGAGGAAGAAGAGGAUCGGCGUGGGCGGGUUCGGCGGUGGGUGGAUCGGCGUCUGCGGGACUCUUUUCCAGUGGAGGCGGCGGAGAAGCUGAUCCGUGUGGCGCUACGGUGCGUGGAGGCGGAACCAGCGGCGCGGCCGGAGAUGACAUGGGUGGCCGGGAAGGUAUCGAAGGCCUUCAUCGAAUCGAACGCGUGGGCAGGCAAGCUUAGGGUUCCGACGGAUUUUUCGGUAUCGAUGGCUCCGCGUUAAGCGUAGGCAAGCACCGGCCCAGUUAUUUUCCUCAUUUUUUUAAUUAACUAUAUUUUCCUUGAAUAAUUUUCAUACGUAGGCAAAAAUUCUGAUUGACUGCAAUCUGAUAGAAAAACAAACACGUCGAAAAAGAUACAAUUCAAUGUAUCGGUAAACUAUUGAUAAAUCCUUAUUCAUGAAUGUUUCUUUA
Messenger RNA from Zingiber officinale, 1636 nucleotides. RefSeq names its product protein LYK5-like. The record is from RefSeq and is a predicted model, not a curated record. Bases 127 to 1446 code for a protein of 439 amino acids. Lineage: Eukaryota; Viridiplantae; Streptophyta; Magnoliopsida; Zingiberales; Zingiberaceae. Gene Ontology annotation, biological process: protein phosphorylation. Gene Ontology annotation, molecular function: ATP binding; protein kinase activity. The transcript has a single exon.